Molecule: messenger RNA, 1350 nt
Organism: Aureobasidium namibiae CBS 147.97
Lineage: Eukaryota; Fungi; Ascomycota; Dothideomycetes; Dothideales; Saccotheciaceae
Product: acyl-CoA dehydrogenase NM domain-like protein
Exons: 2
Coding region: 1-1350 (449 amino acids)
Biological process (GO): L-leucine catabolic process
Molecular function (GO): 3-methylbutanoyl-CoA dehydrogenase activity; flavin adenine dinucleotide binding
Source: RefSeq, a predicted model, not a curated record
AUGUCUCCUUCCGCGACCAACAUCAGUGAAAGCUUCAUUGCGCCACCAAUCAAGAGCGCAAGUCAUCAAACGACAGCAUAUGAGUCUUCUGACUCAUCCGUGUACAAACCACAUCACGAAGCCUUUGCCUCAGAAGGACUUCCCUCUUCGGCAGCCUCUUGGUCGCAACGUGCCCAUGAAGUCUCCAGAAUUCUUGCCAGAGAUGCCGCAGCUCGUGACCAUGCGAACAAGUCUCCCGUGGCCGAAGUGUCCUUGCUGAAAAGCUCUGGGCUGCUGAAGAUUCUCGGACCUGUCGAAUAUGGUGGUGGUGGACAGUCUUGGGAAAUUGGGUACAAAGCCAUCCGUGAGGUCGCAAAGGGUGAUGGCAGUAUUGGAAUGUUGCUGGGCUAUCACUUGCUCUGGUCCAAGACCGCCGACAUUGUUGGCACAGACGAGCAGAAAGACAGGUUCCAGAGAUUGAUCAUCGAGAAUAACUAUUUUGUCGGAGGCGCCGUCAAUCCUCGAGACAGCGAUCUCAUCAUCCAGGAGGAUGGCAAUAAGCUCAUCUUCAACGGAUCCAAGCAUUUUAACACUGGAGGCGUGAUCUCUGACCUUACUGUCCUGGAGGGCGUGCUGGCAGGCACAGAAAACCACAUCUUCGCCAUUGUGCCGACCUCACAGCCCGGGUUCGAAUUUGCGCACAACUGGAACAACAUUGGUCUUCGCCUCAGCGAAUCUGGUAGCGUGAAGAUCAACAACGUAGCUGUUCCAUGGAGCGAUGCUUUAGGCUGGGAUGCCGCGGCCAAGAUACCGUCACCUGAUGUUUUGUCGAUUCCCUUUGCAACACUGCUUCUCCCAACCAUUCAACUUGUGUUUUCGAACUUCUACCUUGGCAUUGCUCAAGGUAGUCUCGAGUUUGCAAGGGGGUAUACCACGACCUCAACACGCGCUUGGCCAUAUGGAGGCGACAACAAACAGUCAGCCACGGAUGAGUUCUACAUCUUGGAGCGAUAUGGCAAUUUUCACGCGCAUUUGUUGGCGGCGGAAGCAUUGACAGAUCGUGCGGGCGUGGCUAUCAGCGACAUCUUCGUCGCUCAUGGCAAGGAUCGAGAUGUGUCCGCACGAACGAGGGGCGAAGUGGCAGAGCUUGUGGCCAGCGCCAAGAUCGUGACCACAGAUACGAGUCUUAAGGUCACAGCAGGUGUAUUCGAGGUGACUGGAAGUCGGGCGACAGGCAGCAAAGUUGGCCUGGAUCGCUUCUGGAGAGAUGUAAGGGUUCACUCCUUGCAUGAUCCCGUCGCAUACAAGAAUCGCGAACUGGGGCGCUUCUACCUGUUAGAUGAGGUCCCUGAGCCGACUUGGUAUACGUAA